UAAUUCAAAUAUAUUUUUCUAUAUUGUAACAAAGUUUUCUUGGAAUAAAACAGAAAUACCAUGUUUAAAAAAAAAAAAAAAACAAAAAGAAUUUAACGGUUGUGAUUAAUACCUUAUUAACCACCGACAUGUUUACCACAAAAUUGUAAUGUCAACAUUAUAAAAACAAUACCUACACAAAUACGGAUUGUAAUUUAGUAUUUUCGGUAUCCGUAUUCGACAAUUAAAAUCAUAAACCUUUAUAACUGGAAAUAUCGUUGAGUAGCUCCACUCUGUACUAAAGCAUUAAAAAGUAAUUUCAGUGCUAAAGUUGAGGAAAUUAUUUAUCAGAAUUUUAUUCAAGUGUUAAAAUGAAGGUGACAGCAUUUUUUCUCCUGGUGGCUGCAACUUCUCUCGUAGAAUGCAAGCGGUACCGCAGCGACUACGAGGACUACCCGGAUGCUGGCGGCUGGCUCAAGCUGCACCGUGUGCCUGCCAACUGGCAUGAGGCUCGCCUACGGUGCCAUCUUGAAGGAGGCACCCUGGCAUCGCCGCUGACUCAAAAGAUGUCAGAUGUAUUAAAGAGCUUUGUAGAAGACCACGUGCUGAGCAACUGCGGUAUCUUUACCGGUAUCCAUGCCACCUUCUCCAGGGGACAGUUCGCUUCCAUCGAGGGAGUUCCCCUGGAGAGGAUCCCGCACCACUGGGCUUCUGGCGAGCCUGACAAUGAGCAGGACUCUGAGCAGUGCAUCCUGCAACUGAAGGAUGGCUCGCUGGCCGACGUGAGCUGCAGCGACACAUACCCUUACAUCUGCUACCGCAAGUACACCAACCAGAUAACCAACGCCUGCGGAACUUUUGACAAUGAGUACCAGCUUGACGCGCGCACGGGCAACUGCUACAAGUUCCACCUGGUCCCGCGCACGUGGUCGCGCGCGCACUUGGCCUGCACGUCCGAGGGCGGACAUCUAGCCGUCAUCAACAGCGACGCUGAAGCUAAGGUCCUGGAAGAACUGUUCGCCAAGAAUCCACCCGGCAAGCUGCAGUCUAGGGCGCCAUUUGGCAAGGACAUCGUCUUUAUCGGCUUCCAUGAUUGGAACGAGCAUGGAGAAUGGCUCACCGUCCAAGGUCAGACCCUGGAGCAGGCCGGCUACGUGCGCUGGUCGGGCGGGCAGCCAGACAACGGGACUCACAACGAGCACCGUGGGGAGUUCUGCGGUGGCAUUUUCCGCUCUGCUCAGCUCGAUGACCUGUGGUGCGGGAUGCCGUAUCACUUCAUCUGUGAGAAGGCUCCUGAUAGUUUGCUGUGGGAUGAACAGUAGAACCAUCACAACACUACCUGUUCCAACACCCACAACAACCUGUUGCACGACAAGUAAACAUUCUUCAUCAGUGAAAAGGCACUUGACUUUUUGUUGUAGGAUGAACAGUAGAGCACCCAUCACAUCACAAUAACACCCGUAAGUUCCAUAACCUCGGCUUGCCAUAUUACUUCAUCUAUGAGGAGGCACCUGACAGUCUGCUGUGGGUUGAACAGUAGAACCAACACAGCAAUAUCCACACGUUCCACCACCUCGACGAUAUGUGAGAAGACUCAACUAAUCUGUUAUGGGGUUAAUAAUAGAACCAUCACAAAUGAAAAAAAGGUAUUUCUAUACUUAAAAAGAGGCACUAACCUGUAUUUUUUUAAACACCUCGACGAUCUGUGGUGUCACAUACCGUAUGAGUUCAUCUGUGAGAAGUUUCUAGACAGUUUGUUGUGGGAUAAACAUUUUUUCUCCAUCACAUAAAGUGCACAGCGCCGCUGAAGAAGUUUCCGCUUCAACAACAAAGCUUUGCAAACUACAUUGAAAAACCUAGUUUUUUUUUGUGUCAAUAACAUACUAAAAAUUCAUGGAGAAUUUAGAAGUGGAAAAACUAUUUCUCUUUUUUUAUGGACGAGUCCGUGAUAUACUUCUGUGUUAAAUAACAUCAAUUAAGUUGAAAUUGAGUUGUGUCACUUUAAUCUUAUCGUCGUUGUGAACGACUAAUACAGUAUGCCGCUAUUUA
Messenger RNA from Cydia pomonella (codling moth), 2028 nucleotides. Its product is annotated as CD209 antigen-like protein B. Lineage: Eukaryota; Metazoa; Arthropoda; Insecta; Lepidoptera; Tortricidae. Bases 351 to 1301 code for a protein of 316 amino acids. The record is from RefSeq and is a predicted model, not a curated record. The transcript is spliced from 8 exons.